AGGCCGAGACGACGCAAGUUAUGCUCUUAAGUCGCUCCUCUCACUUGCUCAAUCCUGCUCGCCGUCAAUUUGCUUUGUUCGCCAAAGGCUUCAACUCUUGGGCUUUACGCAUUCGAAAUGCUCCCUCCCUUCAUAAAGCUCUUGCUAUCUACUCCCAGAUGCACCGCCAAUCCGUUCCUCACGACAGCUUCUCAAUUCUGUUUGUGCUCAAAGCCUGCGCUCGUUCCAACAACCUCUCCAUUCUUCACCAUCUUCAUGCCCAUAUUACUAAACUUGGUUUCACUACCCAUGUCUUUGUCGCUACAUCCCUACUCUAUGCGUACGUCCUGAACUCCUUUGAACUUGCUUGUUUGUUGUUCGAUGAAAUGCCCCACAAAAACACUGUUACCUGGAACACUAUGAUUUUCGGGUAUUCCAAGACAGGGGAUGUAGACAGAGCUCGCCAACUGUUUGAUCUGAUGCCAUCAAAAGAUUUGGCAUCUUGGUCCGCCACGAUUGCUGCAUACGUUAACAACCGCAAUUACAGGGGUGGUUUGCUUCUUUUCCAAGAUAUGAUAGUUAUUGGAAUAACUCCCGACCAGAUGGCGGUAGGUUCAAUCUUAAAAGGGUGUGCUUAUAUGGGCUCUUUAGGAUUGUUAGCUGGCAAAUCAGUUCAUGGUUUUGUGGUCAAGAAUAGGUGGGAACUAAACCUGGAACUUGGUACAGUUUUGGUUGAUAUGUACGCCAAGUGUGGAUUUUUUAAGUACGCUUGCCAGGUAUUUCAUUUGAUGUCUGAAAAGAACGUCAGGACCUGGACUGCUCUGAUAUGUGGAUUGGCACAGCAUGGCUACUGCAAGGAGGCGUUGGAUUUAUUUGAGAUGAUGAGGAAUGAAUGUGUGGAACCGAAUGAAUUGACUUUCACUGGGAUUUUAAGUGCUUGUGUUCAUGCAGGAUUUGUUCAAGAAGGCCGCAAAUAUUUCAACAUGAUUGAAGAAUAUGGCUUAGAAACAAGGAUUCAACAUUAUGGUUGCAUGGUUGAUCUGCUGGGUAGGUCGGGAUUGUUGGAGGAAGCUUAUGGGGUUAUUAAGAAUAUGAGACUCGAACCUAAUAUCAUUGUGUGGAGCUCUCUUUUGUCGGCCUGUAAGCAACAUAAAAGCUUUGACAUGGCUGAGAGAGUUAUUGAGCAGAUACUGGACAAGUUAGAACCCGAGAAUCAUGGUGGAAUUUACUCUCUUAUAUCUGAUUUGUAUGUUCUAGAGGAAAAGUGGGAUGAUGCAGAAAAGAUAAGGAAUUUACUGAACCAAAAUGUGCGGAAGGUUAGGGCGUAUAGCCUUAUCAGAAGUGGAUUAUAGCUGCCUAUAAUUGCAUCACUCCUUUUCGAAUUAGAAUAGUAAUUGAUAUGGUCAACUUUACAAAUUACUCUCACUGGUGUUUUGUAAUCUGCUUCCUUGCAAAUUUCCUGAGGAGCAACUGUAGAGGAAAUAAAUCUGUAGUCUGCAAUGGUGCACAGCUUCUCAAAUGCCAGCCCUUGCCAAUUUUACAUGGACAAAAGAGCGUGAUCUUAUCUUGGGCGCGGCCUCAAUUAGUACAAUAUUGGGGGAUGAUUGCUGACUGAUGGUUAUUGCUAAGCGGGCGCGCUUACUUUUCUGGUCAUGGCUUGAUCUGCUGCUCUCUUGCCCAUUCGAGAUUGACAUGCUAAUGUGAGUUUGGCAAAGGUUCUUGGUGGAACCAGAGCUUCUCCUCCCUACAUGUCUGUUCUGUUUGAUCGAUUAUUUUCUCUACCAUAGCAAACCUUGGCUUGUUUUGUUUGUAUUUAUGUCAUUGGUGAAUUUGGCCAAAUGAUAGAAAUUUGAUGUCCCUCGAGAUCUCGAGCUGUCAGGUUUAAUUAACUUGUUUGCCA
Messenger RNA from Cucurbita pepo subsp. pepo (vegetable marrow), 1879 nucleotides. Its product is annotated as pentatricopeptide repeat-containing protein At5g66520. Gene Ontology annotation, biological process: RNA modification. The record is from RefSeq and is a predicted model, not a curated record. Gene Ontology annotation, molecular function: RNA binding; protein binding. NCBI's taxonomy places the organism in Eukaryota, Viridiplantae, Streptophyta, Magnoliopsida, Cucurbitales, Cucurbitaceae.